AUGGCACCGUUGCGCUUACCAAAAUCUCGCCCCCGAUCGCCAUCGCCGUCUCUGUCAGUACAAACAGUAGCAGUGGUUGUGCUUCGCCAGCUCCGGCGUCUUCAAAUUCUCGCGUAUAUCUUGAUGGGAGCGUCUGCCGCGUUUAGCGCCGCUUUUCUGAUCUGGAAACUUGGAUCUUUGUUUCAGCAAUUCACAUUGGGAAGAAUUCUAGAAGAGCGAAAGCCGGUUGAGACUCGAUACGUGAAAACGUGGUAUGGUUGGAUUCCGCAAGACCGAUAUAACGCUAGAAGACGGAAAUGGAAGAAUCUGUAUUCGAUAUUCUGGAAUUGGUUAUCGUGGGAUGAUAGUGACGAUUACAGCAAAAUAUGGUGGGAUUCGCACAGCGGAGGAGACCAGAUGCGUUCCAAGAGAAAAAUUGGCUCCUCAAGAAGGCGCUCGAUACAAGCUUCAUUGAGAAAAAGAAAACUAAACCAUACUGUUGCCGAUGCUGUCGCUACGGAAAGGGAUAUCCCGGACCCUUCCAGUCCCCCCAAUACCUAUAUUUUACCGCAUCGACCUUCACUAGCAUACCUUACUUUUCCUUUCCACUUGAAACGGCUCAGUCCGGCAACGACUGUUGACAAGAAUGGUUCUUUUCUUGCCCCGGUAGGCGAUGGCGCACUUCAAGGAAGAAUCCCGCAGCCAGAGAAAGCUUCUCCCGAAUAUCCAGUGUUGAUGGGCAGAGUCUCUACGCAUGCUAUGACUCGUAAGACUCAACAGUUAAGGUAUCUCCGAAACUGGGCAACUCGUUUGGAGAUGGGCAGUCUGCAGUCGGUUCUACCUCACCAGUCGGGGAUUCUAGGGCGGCCAGGAAGUCCUAUGACCCCUGAUACUAGCAGCGGCUCUGGCCUCGGGCCAGACUCUGGUGGUAUAUCCCCUUCAGAUACAAGACAGAUUCGCCAGGAACAAAUCGAGCCCUUCUCCAAAGCUCUUGCAAACAGACGAUGCGAGGUCUUAGAUGUCGAGUUGCGUUUUAUGGAUACCCUGGACAGACACCUCGAAUGGUUACUCAAUGAGUGUCAGCCUGGUCAACGUGGGUUCAAAUUUCCCAUACUACCCAAGAACUGGAUCAACAAUCAGAAAUGGCUCGUUUACGUCAACCCUUGCGGUGCGUCGGUAGAAUACAUGCGACGAUACGCACAAUGCGACUUUGGGACAGCUGACUAUAAGGAAAGUAAUCGUAGAAGAAGCUCGGCUCCAGUCAGCCGCAGAAGAGUGCGGGCUGAUUCUAUCGAGUCAUGGAGAGCUGCUAUCAACAAAGUACGCCUCAAUCACGAUAUCGCGGAACUGCGCUCAGUCGAGGUCUUCCUGAGCUCGGCGGAAGAUGUUUUCGAGUCAGUGAUUGACCCAGCAGAUUGGAUGCUCCGGAGGCCACCGCAAGGAUUCGAAAUGCCUAACAGACAGAGAAAAGCGUAUUAUUACGGUGGAAUGGGUAGAUGGGCAAAACUCGAGGAGUGGCAGAUGGGUGGUGACACGAGUGAUGAAUCCGCUAAUACCUGGAAGAAUCGAAUGGAUGUUACCGCAAGAUUGGAAGAGUCUCGAAAGGAGUUUCGACACAAUCACGCCGAGAUUACGAAUGGAUUUUGGCAAAAGAGCAGUCUCGCAUAA
This is a messenger RNA of Talaromyces stipitatus ATCC 10500, 1647 nucleotides long. RefSeq lists its product as uncharacterized. The record is from RefSeq and is a predicted model, not a curated record. The coding region runs from base 1 to 1647 and encodes 548 amino acids. The transcript is spliced from 2 exons. NCBI's taxonomy places the organism in Eukaryota, Fungi, Ascomycota, Eurotiomycetes, Eurotiales, Trichocomaceae.